CUGACUGCGAAAAGGGUGGUUAAAAAUCUGACAAAAAAUCUGUGUAGUCUUAAUGUUUUUCUUUCACGAACCACAUGUUGAAAGCGAGCAAAUUUAGUAGGUCAUUACUAGCAACGGACAAGCGUGAAGUUGAGCUUUUUAUUGGACAAGUUAACAGGAAACUCAAAGGACUGUGGGUAACCUUGCAUCAGAACACCAUGGCUGGGAACCAAGAUAUCAAAAAUCUUCAACCUCAUUUAUCCAAACAGGACCUCAAAACAUUAGAUAUUACAAAGUUAGACCCAUUGACACCAGAUGUCAUCAGCAGGCAAGCAACAAUCAAUAUAGGCACAAUUGGCCAUGUGGCCCAUGGGAAGUCCACAGUUGUAAAAGCUAUUUCAGGAGUACAGACUGUCAGAUUUAAAAAUGAAAAAGCUAGAAAUAUUACUAUCAAAUUAGGCUAUGCAAAUACAAAGAUCUACAAAUGUGACUCAAACAGCUGUCCCAGACCAGCGUGCUACAGGUCCUGCAGCAGUAAUAAAGAAGAUGUCUUCCCCUGUGACAGGCCUGGCUGUGGGGGAAAGUUUAGACUAAUAAGACAUGUAUCUUUUGUUGACUGUCCUGGUCAUGAUAUUCUUAUGGCAACCAUGUUGAAUGGAGCAGCAGUCAUGGAUGCAGCAUUAUUGUUGAUAGCUGGAAAUGAGUCAUGCCCUCAGCCCCAGACAUCAGAGCACUUGGCUGCUAUAGAAAUCAUGAAGCUGAAACACAUUCUGAUUCUGCAAAACAAAAUAGACUUGGUGAAGGAAAGCCAGGCUAGAGAGCAGUAUGAUCAGAUACUCAAGUUUGUACAAGGCACUGUUGCAGAAGGUGCUCCUGUUGUUCCCAUUUCUGCUCAGCUCAAGUACAAUAUUGAAGUGGUAUGUGAAUAUAUUACCAAGAAGAUCCCAAUCCCUCCAAGGGAUUUCACAUCAGAACCAAGGCUCAUAGUAAUCAGAUCUUUUGAUGUAAACAAACCUGGGGCUGAGGUGGAUGAGCUGAAGGGAGGUGUGGCAGGAGGCAGUAUUCUAAGGGGAGUUCUCAAGGUUGGCCAGGAGAUUGAGGUGCGACCUGGUAUUGUUUCCAAGGACAAAGAUGGGAAGUUGAUGUGUAAGCCAAUCUUCUCGAGAAUUGUUUCCCUUUUUGCUGAACAGAAUGAUCUACAGUACGCUGUCCCUGGAGGACUGAUAGGUGUUGGUACAAAGAUUGACCCUACACUCUGCCGUGCUGACCGUCUGGUGGGUCAGGUGCUGGGUGCCGUAGGAGCUCUGCCAGAAAUUUACACAGAGCUUGAAAUUUCUUUCUUCUUGUUGAGAAGAUUGCUUGGAGUCAGGACAGAAGGGGAUAAAAAAGCUGCCAAGGUCCAGAAAUUGUCCAAGAAUGAAGUAUUGAUGGUGAACAUUGGUUCACUCUCCAGUGGAGGCAGAGUUUUGGCUGUGAAGGCAGAUUUGGCCAAGAUUGGUCUCUUUAAUCCAGUGUGUACAGAGAUAGGCGAGAAGAUUGCUCUGAGUAGAAGAGUGGACAAACAUUGGAGGUUGAUUGGCUGGGGUCAGAUUAGAAGAGGAGUGACUAUCAAACCAGUGAAUGAAGACUGAGGACACUUUGUAGACAAAUUACUAAUUUGUAGCCAUCAAGUUAAAGAAACAGUACAAGAAAGAUGACUGAAGAUAAUGGGUAUCGACAGAUCAGCACCAAUUUAACAGGGCACUUGCCUUGUUUUAUGUUGAUCCCCAUACAGCAAGCUGAUUUUCAUUGAGGACAGAAGCUCAGGUUUCCAUUCAGUGGAAAUAAAUACCACCUGUGACCAGUAUCCAAAUUUAUAACUGACUGCAAAGUAGUUUUCUCUUUGAACCCCAGAUUCAGAUAAUUGUUUGUCACUUUUGGGAAAAAUAAUGUCAAGUUUUACUUUAUACGAUGAAAUGUUUUCUGACAUGUUCACAGAGAUCGUCAAAAACUUGACUACUUCCUACUCCAGGACUUAGGCAUUUGAUUGCAACCUCCUUACUUGGAUUAAUAUUGUGUCCUCUGACGUGUAUCAGAUGCAGGUUUUAUUUAUUUGUGUAAUGAUAACAUAAAUUGACUUUUAUUGUUAUCUGGUUUAUGACAGAAUAAUGAUAACUAAGAAUGCACGCUGAUGGCAUUGUUCCUGUCCACAUUUGCAAAGUACAAGAGGCGAGUUUUGUAAUAAAAAAGAAUGAAGAAAAUAAAUGUAAUUAGAAAAAAAGCCUAUUUAAUCCUAACCCAACAUACCUCUUAAUAUUAAAUAUUUCAAUAAAAUGUUUAUGCCAUCUGAACUGCAUCAAAAAUCUGAAUAUAUAAAUUUUAUGUAAACUAUUCUGAAUAUUAAAAGUAAGUAUAAUCCUACAUCAUUAAAAGUUUUCCAUUAAAAGGAUAUGUACUUUGAUUC
Messenger RNA from Lingula anatina, 2422 nucleotides. Its product is annotated as eukaryotic translation initiation factor 2 subunit 3. Lineage: Eukaryota; Metazoa; Brachiopoda; Lingulata; Lingulida; Lingulidae. Gene Ontology annotation, molecular function: tRNA binding; GTPase activity; GTP binding. Gene Ontology annotation, biological process: formation of translation preinitiation complex. Gene Ontology annotation, cellular component: eukaryotic translation initiation factor 2 complex; cytosol. The record is from RefSeq and is a predicted model, not a curated record.